AAUAAAUCUGAGCUAUCUCGGGUAGGAUUACUUUCAACUCUUUAUUUCAUGUUUUCUGACACCGACCCCCAAUCUGUAAUUAUCUCAGAGACACUGCGGGGGCUUAGUACUUUCUAGAUACUCUGGCUUUGUUUUCCUCUUUUAUUUAUUUAUUCACUUAUUUUUGCCUGUAUCUUUAGGGUUUGAGAGCUCUGUGUGUGUGUGUGUGUGUGUGUGUGUGUGUGUGUGUGUGUGUGUGUGUGUGUGGUUUCAUCCAGAGUGCCAAAAAAAAAAAAAGUGCUGAAGAGUCCUAGGGAGAUGAGGCUAUUUUUGUUUGAAGCUGAUACUUUUAGCUGAGCUACAAGUACUGCUUGGAAAGGGCUUAGGUUGUUUCCAGGGGGAGAGCUCUGCAGAGAAGAGGCAAAGUUCAACAAGACCACAAAAAACAACCAAAACAGCCAGGAAAAGAAGAGCCCUUGCAUUAACCCUCUACCAGUGUUCUCUAAUCCUACCUGAUUCUGCAAAGUGCCACUUGACUGGAACUUUUCACCUGAUUGAUUUCUGCACCCACCAUGACUGAGAUCACAGCUGAAGGAAAUGCAUCUAUAACCACAACUGUGAUAGACAACAAAAAUGGAUCUGUUCCCAAGUCCCCUGGAAAGGUGCUGAAGAGGACUGUCACCGAAGACAUCGUGACAACAUUCAGCUCCCCUGCAGCCUGGCUUCUGGUCAUCGCCCUGAUUAUCACCUGGUCAGCUGUUGCUAUUGUGAUGUUUGAUUUAGUGGACUACAAAAACUUUUCAGCAAGCUCCAUCGCCAAGAUUGGCUCUGAUCCUCUAAAACUAGUGAACGAUGCUGUGGAGGAAACAACAGACUGGAUCUAUGGCUUCUUCUCUUUGCUAUCUGAUAUCAUCUCAUCUGAUGGUGAUGAAGAUGAUGAGGAUGCAGAUGAGGACAUUGACAAAGGAGAAAUAGAAGAACCUCCCUUAAAAAGAAAAGAAAUACAAAAAGAGAAGGCUGAAAAGCAGGAGAAACCUGAGAAGAAAAUACAAACUAAAGUUUCGCACAGAGAAAAGGAGAAAGGAAAAGAAAAAUUAAAAGGAGAAAAACCUGAGAAGAAAGCAACUCACAAGGAGAAACUUGAGAAAAAAGAAAGAACAGAGACAAAGAUGGCAGCAAAAGAGGACAAGAAAAUUAAGACUAAGGAAAAGACCGAAGAAAAGGCUAAGAAGGAAAUGAAAGUUGGGAAACAGGAGAAAGCGAAACCAGCAGCUGCAAAAGCCAAAGAAACUCCGAAAACAACACCGAAAGCCAGAGAGAAGGAUGACAAAGAAACGCCAGCUGUGCCCAAGCAUGAGCAGAAAGAUCAGUAUGCGUUCUGUCGAUAUAUGAUUGACAUGUUUGUCCAUGGGGAUUUAAAACCAGGACAAAGCCCAGCUGUGCCACCACCAUCAUUGACAGCUUCCAGACCUGCUUUGUCAACACCAUCACUGGAAGAAAAAGAAAAAGAAGAAAAGAAGAAAGUGGAGAAGAAAGUUACUUCUGAUACAAAAAAGAAAGAAAAAGGAGAAGCCAAAAAGAAAAGCGAGAAAGAAACUGUCAUUGAUGGGAAAGGAAAAGAGCCAGGAAAACCUCCUGAAACAAAACAAACAACCACCAAACUCACAACACAAGCUGCAGCUACCAAAGAUGAGAAGAAAGAAGAUUCCAAGAAAAUGAAAAAACCUCCAGAAGAGAAACCCAAGGGAAAAAAACAGGAAAAGAAAGAAAAGCACAUAGAAACAGCAAAGACACCAAAAAAGGAACAUCCAGCUCCAAGUGAAAAACACAGAAAAGCAAAAGCUGAGCAAGCCAAAGAAGAGAUUGCUCCUGCCUCAACAAAAAAGGCCCUGCAUGGAAAGAAAGAAGAGAAAGCCAAGACAGUGGAGCAAGGCAAAGAUGUAAAGCCUAAACUACCACAGCCACAACUAAAAAAGGAAGAGAAGUCCGAGCCACAACCAAAAAAAGAAGUGAAGUUGGAGACACAACUAAAAAAAGAAGAGAAGUCAGAGCCUCAAGUUAAGAAGGAAGCAAAACUAGCAUCAUCUGAAAAAGGCCAAACACGCAAACAGAACAUCACCAGACCAGAGCAAGUUAUUCCUCAUGGUAAACCAGAACAAAAAGUUCCCAAACAGAUAAAAGCUAUUACAGCAGAAAAGACAGAAAAAGCUGAACGCCAAGAAAAAUACCAUCCAUCUAUAAAAACAGAGGGAAAACCAGAAGUCACAGACUCAGGGAAGAAGAAAAUUGAAAAACCUGAAAAGGAAAGUAAAGUUCCACCAAAACAAGAAAAUCUUCAGGUGCGCAAUGUGACUAGAGCGGAAAAACGUGGAAAAAUAUCAAAAGAUUCCAAAGAUGCACCAGCUCCAAAGAAAGAUAAAGAAGACUCCAAAGAUGUCCUGCAUUCAAAGAAAGAUAAAGAAGUAACUAAUAAUGUGUCUUCACCAAAGAAGCAAAAAAGUCCCAUCAGUUUCUUCCAAUGUGUCUACUUGGAUGGGUACAAUGGCUAUGGAUUUCAGUUUCCUGUCACUCCUGUCCAACACCCUGGAGAGAACCCUGGCAAAUCAAACUCUCCAGGACAGAAGCAGCAAGAACAAUAGACACCCAUACAUGACCCUGACAACUGCUUUUACAUCAUGAAAGUGGAAUCUUCUCUUUUGUUCACAGUGGCACGGGCAGUCAAAACUAACCAGUGCUGAGAUUUCAUUGUAAACAUUUUGCCUGGCAUAAAGAAAUAGCAUGGACAAAAGGGUUGACUAAUAAGCAAAUGUGUUGAGGGUCUAAUACUUGAGAAUCUUUAUUUGUGUCUGUUGCUAUAGGAGGGGUACUUACAUUCAGCUCUUUCUAGUCGUUAUAAGGUAGUAAUCUCAUUAAAGUUUACUUUUAAAUGUAAUUGGCACAAUUACAAAAUGAGAUUUAUGACUUCAGGUAGAUAAUUUUUAAUUUGGUUAUAUAGACUGUGUUCUAAUUUUAAAUAGUACAGGAGCAUAUAUAAAAGUUAUUCUUCUGCAUCCUGUGGGUAGACUCAGUUUACCCAAAAACCUAUGUGCGUUAUUACAUUCAUUUCUGUUUCCAGUUCUAUUGUGUCAAGACUCUACAUAGGUGUGUCUUACACCAGAGUGCUCUAAAUCCCUUGUCAUAUCUAACAGAUGGGACAUGACAAAGAAUAAGUACUUGUUGGAUCUUAUCUCUGAGGUUGUCUUGAGCUAUGCUUAAGACAUUCUCUCUUAUGGACAUAUACUUGCAGUUAAGCAGGUCUGGUAAACCACUUGCUUAAUAUGCAAGUUAAUGAGAUAUGAAAUUUUCACAUUUCUCCAGAUUGUGCCCCAGUAAAUCCAUCACCUGGGUGAAGGUUUAGAUCAAACAUUAACUAUGGUUGACAAAUACAAACAUAGUUUUAUUUCUCAAUACAUUCUUUCUGUGAGAGUAAAUUUUUUUUCAAAUGGAAACAAUACAAAUUCCAUAAAUGUUUAAGCGAGAUAUUUUGGGCCUAGGCAUGUUUAUGAGAUGCCUUUCUUUUGGCUGAUUGAACAUUAACACCAGUUAAAUGAAUGGCAGUUUCUAAUAUACGUGUCCAGGCAUCACUGAAAAUAACAUCUUCUUGGUAAUACAAACACUCGAUUUUAAUGAACUUUUCUUAUCAACUCUAGAAAACAUGACUGUACUUUUUCUUCAAGUUUCCAGUUGUAGCUGAACUUGUGACAAAUUAACAAGUUCAACUCAUGGAAAUAACUUGAGUUACCAUUUCUGGCAUUAUCAGAAGCUCAGCCAAUGCUGAGCUACUGACUUUGUGAGCAAGCUGUGUGGUUGGUCUUAAAGUACUACAGCCAAACACAGUUCUUGAGGUCCAAGACAAAGGUUCAUUUUAUCAAUAUUCAGGUAAGAUGUAGAUCAGAUACAUCAUUAGUAUUAAUGAUGGAAUGUUGGUGACUCUUGUAAGAAAGUCAGCUUCAACCAGAUGCUGACAGACUGGAUUCACACUACAGAAACCAACACUACAAUGAACUAGUUUAAUGGAGCCAUUUGGAGGGGAAGGAGUACAUAAUUGACCAGAGCAAAUGAUACCAUCUUUCAAAACACUUCAUUCAGCAAUUCAAACUCACAAGGAGAACAGUGGAUAAAGCGCUCUACUUAGUUGGAGUUUCACCCAUGCAAGUUCCUGAGUAUGGAACAGAGAACAAAUGUGACAGUUGUUUUAAAAGACAUGCUACAGAAUGGGUUAUCCACUAAGUUAUUACCUUUCAAUGACUAUAUACUAAGCUCUUAGUCUUUCUAUUCUGUGUCAGAUAAUACAGCAAAAGGUUUUACUUCAUGCUACACUGGCACAGUAAAUGACAUUCAAAAAUGCAUUAUAUAUAUAUAUAUAUAUAUAUAUAUAUAUAUAUAUAUAUAUAUAUAUAUAUAUAUAUUGGGUCUGUAUCUCCAGGUUACCAGGAACCAUCAAAACAAACAGCUCAGAGUUGUUUUGGAGACAGAUAAAGUGUCUUAAUAUGGAUUUGUUUGAAAACACUUUCUGAAAUUAUGGUUUUGGAGAUUACAUUAAUCUUAUCUCCACCAAUUUCGAAAUAUCCAUCUAUUUUCUUUAUGAAACAAAUUGACAAAAUAUAAGAGAUGUUACUAUAAAUUUAGAUGUUAGAGAAAACAAUUAUGGUAUAAUUAAUAUUAACAAUAAUUAUUACAUUUUGUCUAAAAUUUCAAUGUUGAGUAUAAUUUGAAAAUAUUAUCCAAACUGGCAUCUGUUUGUAUCUUUACAUUAAUAAAAUACUUCUGACCCCUGA
Molecule: messenger RNA, 4796 nt
Organism: Rattus norvegicus (Norway rat)
Lineage: Eukaryota; Metazoa; Chordata; Mammalia; Rodentia; Muridae
Gene: Trdn
Product: triadin
Cellular component (GO): sarcoplasmic reticulum membrane; membrane; sarcoplasmic reticulum
Molecular function (GO): signaling receptor binding
Source: RefSeq, a predicted model, not a curated record